Owenia fusiformis is the source of this 627-nucleotide messenger RNA. The record is from the annotation of a GenBank genome assembly. NCBI's taxonomy places the organism in Eukaryota, Metazoa, Annelida, Polychaeta, Sabellida, Oweniidae.
AGAAAAAUUGAAAAACUAAAAAAUGACAAAUUAUUUUUUUAUUCGAUUUUUAAAUGCCACUUUGUGCAUACUUGGCAUUAUUUUAUCAAUCUAUGCAUACUACGUAGAAUUUAACAAAGAAAGAGACCCCAUGUUUAGGGCCAUGUGUGAUUAUAAUGGAUACGUUAGCUGCUCAAAAGUGUUCACUUCAAGAUGGGGUCGCGGUUUUGGAUUGCUAGAAUAUGUUGUUGAUAAAGACCAUUGGUUGAACCAGCCAAAUAGUAUCUUUGGACUAACAUUCUAUGUCUUCCAGAUAAUGCUGGGUGAAAAUCACACAGUUAGUGGCUCUAUCGUGCAGCUUGUGUUCUCGUGCAUCGCUAAUCUGGGCUCCAUCUACCUCGGCUGUAUUCUCUACUUCAUCUUACAAGACUUUUGCAUCAUCUGUGUAUCAACAUAUAUUGUCAAUGCAACAUUGCUGGGUGUCAACAUUCUCAAGUAUAACCAUAUGCAAAGCAGAUGGAAGAAAAAGAGCACAUGAGAUCUAUGACUGGGUUGAUCUAGGUUCUAGAAUGACAACUGAUAUCUAGAAUGACCACCAUGUUAUUAGAUCUAGAAUGCCCUUCGUUUAAAGAUCUAUCAUGUUCAUAA